AUGCUUCAAAACGAACCUCAAGCACUGUCAACUUUGCUAGAAGGAAAUGUGGAUACUAAUUUGUCAAAUUUGGGACAGAAUGGUGGAGUUUACAUUCCGCCCAAUGAGAUUCCUCUUCAAGAGGAGACAAAUCUGGUGAAUCUUCGAAGGACAAUAUAUCUGACAAUCAUGUCCGCCAGUGUAGAUUAUAAGGAAGCAGGUGAUAAGCUCCUUCAGAUUAUGCUUGAGCCAGGUCAAGAGAUGGAGUUAUGCGUCAUGCUUUUGAAAUGUUGUAGUCAGGAGAGGUCUUACCUCCGCUAUUAUGGUCUCUUGGGACAGCGGCUCUGCAUGAUCAACAGAAUCCACCAGGAAAAUUUCGAGAAAUGUUUUGUUGAACAGUAUUCCAUGAUUCACCAGCUUGAGACGAAUGAGCUACAUAAUGUAGCUAAGUUUUUUGCGCAUUUACUCGGAACAGAUGCCCUUCCGUGGCAUUGCUUGGCCAAUAUACGGUUAACUGAAGAGGACACCACUGCAUCUUCUCGAAUUUUCAUCAAGAUCCUUUUCCAGGAAUUGGCCGAACAUCUUGGUAUUCGUCUGCUUAAUGAGCGGCUAGAAGAUCCGGCAACGCAAGACUUUUACGACUCUAUUUUACCAAGGGACACUCCCAAGAACACCCGUUUUGCUAUUAACUUUUUCACAUCCAUUGGGCUUGGUGGCAUCACUGGGAACUUGUGUGAGUAUUUGAAGCACAUAUCACGCAUUAUCAUGCAACAACAAAAAGCAGCGUCUGGUUCAGACUCAGAAUCAGAGUUGGAUAGUUCUGAGACAGAACCAGUAUCAGAAUCAUCAAGUUCUGAAAGUGAAAGUGAUCACGAUGAAAGACGCGAGAAGAAACGUAGGAGAAAUUAG
Fragaria vesca subsp. vesca is the source of this 888-nucleotide messenger RNA. RefSeq names its product pre-mRNA-splicing factor CWC22 homolog. Bases 1 to 888 code for a protein of 295 amino acids. Gene Ontology annotation, biological process: mRNA splicing, via spliceosome. Gene Ontology annotation, molecular function: RNA binding. The transcript is spliced from 3 exons. The record is from RefSeq and is a predicted model, not a curated record. Gene Ontology annotation, cellular component: catalytic step 2 spliceosome. NCBI's taxonomy places the organism in Eukaryota, Viridiplantae, Streptophyta, Magnoliopsida, Rosales, Rosaceae.